Messenger RNA from Coregonus clupeaformis (lake whitefish), 1765 nucleotides. Its product is annotated as N-acetylmuramoyl-L-alanine amidase-like. NCBI's taxonomy places the organism in Eukaryota, Metazoa, Chordata, Actinopteri, Salmoniformes, Salmonidae. The transcript is spliced from 5 exons. Gene Ontology annotation, biological process: detection of bacterium; peptidoglycan catabolic process; defense response to Gram-positive bacterium. The record is from RefSeq and is a predicted model, not a curated record. Gene Ontology annotation, molecular function: N-acetylmuramoyl-L-alanine amidase activity; peptidoglycan binding; zinc ion binding. The coding region runs from base 260 to 1708 and encodes 482 amino acids.
ACACCACAUUACAAACACAUUGAUUCCCCGAAGUGGGAAGUGAAAUCAGCUUUAGGUACUUGAAACAAAGCCUUAUUGAGCACCUGGACAUUAUUCUUGUGGUUUGUCAUGAGUGGUUGUGGUUUGUCAUAACAGAGUCCUGGACUGUAAGAGAUAAGAAGGUUAAAACUGUCAUCGGCUGCCUGAGUUGACCUUGUCUGGGGAUCGUUAGUGGGUUUAGUUUAGCGUCUGGAUCCGGUGUGAUACAGCUGCACUCAGAAUGACUAUAGUGGUUGUAUGGCUCUUCAUUGUGGCUGGAACGUGCUACAGCGUUCUCUGUUCAGAGAACCACCUGCGGGACAUGGACAGUUUCAUCAGUGCCGUUGAGCAGGCUGAGGACUCUAACCCAGACCUGUCACCACUAGCCCUGGUGAGGAGCCUCCGUAGGACGGCCGGACACGAGGAUCCUCUCACCCUGCACUUCCUGGGGGCCUCCAACAACAUCAGCCACACCCACAACUCUGUGUUCAACGCCACUCUCUUUGGCUUCUUCGACAAAGCCAUCCACCAUUUUGUGACGGACCGUGGUGCAGAGAGAGGGGUCGUUCUGACCCAAGAUGGCACCACAGUGGCCAUCGCUCCCAUGCUUCUAGGCAUCGAGGUGGGGCUGAAAGCUAAGCUGGAAGGCACCCCUCCUCUGGGCAUGUUUCCCCUCACCUUGGCCAAAAACCUAGGGUUGUCGUUCCUUAGCCUCCAGGACUUUCCACCCGCUCAGCGUCUGGGGCCGGACGGCUGCUGGGACAACGUGGCCCACCCCAGGGUGUUCCAGCUAUCGCGUGUGCCCACCCUGGCCACCGAUGCCCUCAUCAACGGGGGAAUGGAUGGGUCCAUCUUGGGCAUGGACCUUGCCACCCUGGCCCCCUCUGAACAGCCUGGUAAACUCAGCGAGGUGCUGAAGGGUUACUACAACCAUGUACUGGAUGGGCAGGACCUGGGGGUUGUAUACAGCCACAUCAGCCCCAAGCGCAGGGAGAUUGCCCAAGCCCUGCUGGGAACCCUGGACACCCAGAGGCAGGUGAUGGAGACCCUAUACUUGGUGUGGAGGCUGGAGGACACUCAGUGGAUAGCCAAUGAUACAGGGGUGGAAAAAGCAGUGAGAGACGGAAUGCUGGAAUUUGUCCACAGAUACUGGGACUGCCCUCCCAUCAUCCCACGGUGUCAGUGGGGGGCGGCACCCUACCGAGGGUCUCCCUUCCCUCUUGCCCUGCCCCUCCCCUUCCUGUACAUCCACCACACCUACCAGCCAGACAGGCCCUGUCGCUCCUUCCGGCAAUGCUCCAGGAACAUGAGGGCCAUGCAGCGCUUCCACCAAGAAGACCGCGGCUGGGCCGACAUUGGAUAUAGCUUUGUGGUGGGUUCUGACGGGUACAUCUACGAGGGGCGCGGCUGGCAUCACAUUGGCACCCACACCAGGGGGCAGAACUCUUACGGUUAUGGCGUGGCCUUCAUCGGCAACUACUCCUCCUCUCUGCCCUCGCGCCACACCCUGGAUCUGGUGCGCCAACACCUGGCCAAGUGUGCAGUGGAUGGCGGGCGCCUGCAGUCCAACUUCACCCUCUACGGGCACCGGCAGUUGGUGGACACCUCCUGUCCAGGAGACGCACUCUACUCAGAGAUCAGGGGCUGGGAGCACUUUGGGGAAACCAGCUCAUUGAAAAAGGACCAAUGAAGAAGACAAGCAUGUAAAAAGCAGUGUGGAAUAAAACCAAUUUUGUCAAAAUGUCUA